AUGGAUAAGAAUUAUUAAAAUGUUCUGGCACUUCUUCCUUAUGGAAUUAAUAUUUUUAUUUUAGGACGUUCAAAGAUACUAAGAAUUUUAAUAUUUACGAUUAUAGCCGGAAUUCAGAUACUUAUUUUCUUAGCAAUAAAGCCACCUAGUUGUCAUGAUAUAGAAUGUCCAAAGAUUGAAAAGAAUUAUGAAAGAAUAUUAUUCUACGAAAAGUAUAACAUAUAGGAUGACGAUUUAAAUCUCCUGAGAUCAGAGCAUUUCUAAUAAUCCUACAUAAUCAAUGCUUUUAAUUUCUAAUUAGGGGUAUUCUUAAUAAUUUUUCCCCCUCGUUAUUAUUAAAGGGAAAGUAUGAAAAAGAUGAUCAAUUCCAAUUUUUCUAUCACUCUUGUUGACAAACAGAAAAUUAUAAAAAAUACCAUACUGUUAAUUUCACUUAUUUUUGAGCUCUUUCUCAUUUAUUAGAAUUCAAGAAAUAUCAUUAUAUCCUUAUAAGUAAAGAGGAGAUAUGUUCCUUUUUCCAUAAGAACUAACGUAGAAAUUUUAAGGAGUUCUUUUAAUAAAUUUCUCAAGAAUAGGAACAGGUCUCAAAUUAAGGGGAUCUAUCAUAGACUUAUAGAGCAACAAGACAUACUUGAAACGAAACCAGAAGUUAGCUUAUUUUCUAUCAGAAUUUACUAGAUUUUUUAUUGCUAUUUUUGGCAUUUAUCAAAUGUUUUUGUGAAAAAUAUUAAAAAUGAUAUUAUCCAUAUUUCAAAAUAAAGACAAUGUGAAAAUCCUCUAACUUAAGAAUAUUUUCCUCUGACAGAUAUUUUACUUUCUUAAUUUACUCUCUAAUUCUAUUGA
Molecule: messenger RNA, 843 nt
Organism: Paramecium tetraurelia
Lineage: Eukaryota; Ciliophora; Oligohymenophorea; Peniculida; Parameciidae
Exons: 3
Source: RefSeq, a predicted model, not a curated record